CGAGACCAUGUCAGAUGGAUUCACAGUAGAGAGAGAAACUGGAGAGAGAAACUGGAGGACUAGACAGAGAGAGAGAGAGAGCGAGAGCGGGGGGAGAGAGAGAGGUUAGGGGAAUAUGGUGACUCGAGAGAGAUGGUUAUGGCUCUGAUUUUUUAAGACUAUUUUUUUAUUCUUUGUUAAAGUCCCCGGAACCUUUUCUCUCCGGUGAGGAGAAUUCAGAAUUUUCUUCUGGUAUGUUCUUGUAAUCGGUGAAACGUUUCGUUUUUAACAGGGAGUUUUGUGAUUUUGCGUCGAAACGUUUCGGGUUCAUUUGUUUUGUAGUCGGCGAUGUGCGGGGGAACUCUGUCUGACCGUUUGAUCCUCUGAGAUCACGGGAAUUCCUCCGAUUUUGCGCGCAAGGCUGCGGCUCGUUUAAGAAAAACUCAUUUGUUGCUUUUAAAUUUUAUUACCGAUUUGUGCGAUUUCUGUGGUGAAGAUUAUAGAAAGUUUUGGGCUUUUAACGGAUAUAUUUUUACAAAAACGAUAAAAGCGGUUUCGGCUUCUGGGUUCAUUUGGGGGUAUUUUUGACUGCUGUUCCAUUUUAUACACACUAAUAUUAAAAAUUUUGCUCUUGAACUAGCUGUUUUGAAGGUCUUCAUUUUCUAUUUUAAUGGGUUUAUAGUCUUGGUGAUUUUGCUUGGACUAGAGAGAGUGGACUGAUAUUUCUUUAUUCUUGCAUACUAAUUGGAUAGUUUUCUGAGAAUUUUUUGAACAAAUCUUGGAAAAAAGGGACCCCUUUCCUGCUUUAGCUCUUUUGGCAGGAUUUGGGUUUUCCUAGUUGCUAUAAUUUUGAGAGAUUAAUGGGUUUGAUGGGUGAAUUUAUAAAUUCUUGAUAUUUGGUAAUCAACCUUUUUUAAGUUCGGCGGUUGCUGUAAAAGGCAGGAGCUUCAGAUCAAAAUCCAAUUUCACUUUGAGAAGUAGGAGAAGGGGCAAAAAUGGCAGUUUCUUUGACUCGAUUUUCAUGGUGGUUAUGGAGUGGGAAGGAAAAUGAGCCUGUCUCAAAUGGUUCUUCUUUGAAUUCAUCUACUGAUUGGGGUUCUGGACUCAGAGAGCUUGAAUCAGUUAAAUUCCCUGCUAAGAAUUUAGCUUCACCAAGAAAAGUUAAGAGGAAGUGGCACAGUAGGGAAGACAGGAAACUUGAUAAACAAUAUGGUGAUGGGGUUUUGGUGCCAUCUGAUGGUGGGGUUUGCUUGUCAGGGUCAGAAUCAGAUGGCCCAGAUUGGUCUAUCGGGUGGGUUGAGCCUCACGGACCUGAUUUUAGAAGUGAUGAUGAGACUGAUGAUGGUUUUGCCGUGCUGGUUCCUUGUUACAGACCUGGCUGCAAGGAAUUAGUGGAAGGUUCAACUAACCAGUUUCUAAGUGCCAUCAAGAAUUUACCAAAUGAGUUCUCUUCUGAGGGGAAGAACUACAUGGAGUGGCUUUCCUCUUUCAGAAUUUCUGAAGUCUAGUGCUGGCUGGCGACUAGGGGAAUAGGAUUCAUUGCAUCCAGUGAAACCUUUCAAUGACCCCCCAGCCUGUUGCAAUGCAUCAAAUCUAAUUCAGGAAUGAUAGGAAAAAUAAAGUCUAAGCAGCAAACUGUAAGUCUAUAAUAUACGCAUUGCCUUCAUGUGUUGAAUUGCGAAGGAUUAAUUAUCCAUUAAAUCAAAGUUGAGGGUAAUGUUGUUUAGUUUAAAAAACAAUACUGAACUUGUUUAAUUUAGAGACAGAGUUAGAUGUUUAUCAGCUUCUGUCACUGUUUGGUAGUGAUACUUCUAUGACUAGUCAUAUGCUGAUCAACUGUUUGACAGGGAAAUAUGUUAUUUUUCUCCUUUUGUGUAAAUACAACCGUUGAUGUGAAUAUGUAUGUUUUGAUCUUAUCUGUAAGUAAUCAUAUUUCCCUUCAAUCAAUGUUCAAUCUCAUAAAUUUCGUUA
Manihot esculenta (cassava) is the source of this 1950-nucleotide messenger RNA. RefSeq lists its product as uncharacterized. The record is from RefSeq and is a predicted model, not a curated record. The transcript is spliced from 2 exons. Bases 975 to 1487 code for a protein of 170 amino acids. NCBI's taxonomy places the organism in Eukaryota, Viridiplantae, Streptophyta, Magnoliopsida, Malpighiales, Euphorbiaceae.